AUGAAGGUCGCUAGUCUAGUAUCAUCUGAGUGGUGCGACCGCCCUCGCACCUCAUACUCAUCGCAACCCAGCCCAGCUGCAAGUUUGUCGGGAUCAGUGCGCAAGUUCGAUGAGUAUCAAGAGAAACCCUCGCCCAUCACAACAGCCGCCACUUCAUACUUUUCUGCUAUGAAUGGUAGCGGAAGGACAUCCAUGCAAUUGCCUUUGUCGCCUCCGGCAGAUGACCAACGCAAAUGCUCACUUCCAUCUAUCUCGAGCCUGUUGGAAGGAAUGGAUUCUUCGUCAUCAUUAGACCGAGCAUCUUCGCUUUCCAUCUCCUCACUUGCUUCUCCUCGCGACAUCCCCAGUCCUUCACCCACCACAGCAUCUACCACAACGACAAUAACCACCCCGAAAUCAUACUACGCAGACGAGCAACCUUACAAUCGCACACACGCCAGCCACAGUUCCUCUGCUCCCGGAACUCCGUCUUCACAUAUCCCGCCUUCCUCGUCAAUGGUCAACGCAGGCUGGCAACACCACCAUUACUUCCCGCUUUCCACUGCUGCGGCAGCGGCAUAUCCGCAAAACCACGAGCGCUACGUGUGUCGCACAUGUCACAAGGCAUUCUCUCGCCCAUCUAGUUUACGAAUCCAUUCGCACAGUCAUACCGGCGAAAAGCCAUUCCGAUGCACCCAUGCCGGGUGCGGUAAGGCAUUCAGUGUGCGCAGCAAUAUGAAGCGUCAUGAGCGAGGCUGUCACAGUGGCCGACCACUGGCAGCAACAGCCCUCGUUUAA
This is a messenger RNA of Talaromyces atroroseus, 777 nucleotides long. RefSeq lists its product as hypothetical. The transcript has 2 exons. Lineage: Eukaryota; Fungi; Ascomycota; Eurotiomycetes; Eurotiales; Trichocomaceae. Gene Ontology annotation, cellular component: transcription regulator complex; PcG protein complex. Gene Ontology annotation, biological process: regulation of transcription by RNA polymerase II. Bases 1 to 777 code for a protein of 258 amino acids. Gene Ontology annotation, molecular function: RNA polymerase II cis-regulatory region sequence-specific DNA binding; DNA-binding transcription factor activity, RNA polymerase II-specific. The record is from RefSeq and is a predicted model, not a curated record.